This is a messenger RNA of Hippocampus zosterae (dwarf seahorse), 2182 nucleotides long. RefSeq lists its product as uncharacterized. The coding region runs from base 336 to 872 and encodes 178 amino acids. NCBI's taxonomy places the organism in Eukaryota, Metazoa, Chordata, Actinopteri, Syngnathiformes, Syngnathidae. The transcript has 4 exons. The record is from RefSeq and is a predicted model, not a curated record.
CUCUAUCCACUAGGGGAAGCUGGUGUCGAACUGCGGCACGGGUGUUCAGUUAACAGUAUUUCUUUUAAUUGCAUUUUAUUUUGGGGGGUGAGGGGCGGGGGAUCUGGGGGACGUCAUAAAUUAAUUCAAAUGCAUAGAAAUAAAAUCAAUACAAACAUAAGAGUUAGAAAAUCAUUGUCCGUUCGCCCACGCGAGUACAAGGAGGCCAACGCGUGUGCGUGUGCGCGUCUGCGGGUGCGUUGGAUUGUUACCCUGCAGAUCGGAAGCAGCGCCGGAUUGUGUCCAACGAGCAGGUGAAAAUCUGCUGUGAAGGUUAUUGAUGUGAGCUGGACGGUAUGGUUCACUGCAAACAAAUGGCUCCUUAUCUGGUCACCACAACAUGCCUUCUCUUUUCCAGGAUCAUAAUAACACAGCAAACCCACAUGAGUUCCUUCCACACAUUUCUUUUCCCUCCACAUGGGCCUCAGAUGUUUCCAUGCCUGACUUACUUGGAGAGGAACGUCAGGGUGGACUGUGAGUUUCCAGACUCCAACGAGAUCCCGGGCCCCUACUGCGAGUAUCGUCAGGAUAGCAGGCUGGUGGGCAGCACCUACCCCAACACUGUCAUCUAUGUGUCCAUGGAGGACCGCAGGAGGAGCAACGUCAGCCUGUUUGCCCCAAACCUGUGCCGCCUCACCUGGGCGCCGAUGGGCGAUGAGAAGCCUUACACGUACACAUGCAGAGUUUACCAAGGCACGAGCUGGAAAGAGAACAGCAUGGCUGUGCAUCACCGGAAUCUACCAAUCUGCUCAGCAAUCAGCGUGAUGUUUGAAUCCGCACCGUGGUUUUUGUCAGCGGUGCUGUUGCAGUUCCUAUGGCAGUGGGUCUUCUGAAUCCAUGAACUUCCCCUGAUGGUACAAUGGAUCUGGUUUGGGGCUCACUUAAAUGUUGAAUCAAUUUAAGAUGGUCCUGAUUGAGAAUAUUUCACAACAGGAUAGAAAAAUACAUCUCCGGAGCCUUAGAGAAGCACUUUUUUUUUAAGUCAGACACAUGUUUUAAAUCUUACUUUUGCUUCAGAUACAUCAGUAAUUUGUUUUGUUUUGGGUUUUGUUUUGCUCCAGGGAACAUGAUUAUCCGAUAUGAUAUCUUAAGACCACAUUCAUUUUGUUUGUGGUCAGGAUUUGGUUUGCUUUUAUAAAUGAGUCACAUUCAUCUUUGUGGAUAGAUACCAUUCUUUAUGUUUUGCAUGUUUUAUGUUGCUCUGGUAUACAAAUCGAUUAACCUUCAGCAUAUACACUUACUGGUCACUUUAUCUGGUAUGCCCGUAAUGCAAAUCUAUGAAAUGUUACAAAUACCUCUCAGAAUGAUGCAAUUUGACACUGCUGCAAAUUAAAACCAAAAUAAUAGACGUAUAGUUAAAUCAAUAAAUACGUCAAUAGCUUUUGAUCUAAAUUAUCUUUGUACCGUAAAUUCAGAAAUUGUGAUACAGCACAUUGGAUUUUUAGCUGCACCCAAUUAAGUGUCCAUGCAGUAAAUGUAUCUCCACUUUUCAAGUGAGGGCGUGCUGCCUUUCAAAGUAAGGUAUAUUUCCUUUCAUUUUAAAUGUUGACUAUUUUAGAAGUGUUCCUUUGCCAAGCUGUUAUUUAAUACUAUACCAGACAUUGUGGCUCUGUCAUAUACUCAUAUAGUACCACAACUAACUAACAACAAGUAGCGCUUAAAUUGCAUUACAACGCAAAUAUGAUGUUUUUCCCAGUAUUAAUACAGUACAUUUCGAGAAAUGUAUGGAUGCUAAUAUGCCCAACAGCCUAAACGGAGUAAAGUAUCCACUUGUCCAAGACAAAGGCAGUACAAGUAAUUGUUGGAUGGAAUGUCUGAAAUAAACUUUGACAAUCUUGUGAUGUUUAAAAUCGGGAGUCCUCUCCCUGUUCUUAUUCUUAAAAAAUAUGUAAAAGUACACAAGUUGAAAAUUUAAUUGAAAAUGUAUGUUUCAAAUUCACUCGAAGAUUCAUCACAUUAUUCUUUUUAAACAUGGUUGCUAUUUUUUUGGGGAGGGGGGUUCUCUGCUAUGAGUAUUGUUUCACGUGAGCACUUUAAAGAUAAUAAAUAUUUUUUUUCAUUUAACUACCUUAUACUGUGUUGCCAAAUACUGUAUGAACUAACUGCUGUAACAAAGUUACAGCAAUAAAUAUGUAAAUCCACA